CUGGCAUGCAUGCGCGCGCACUGUAAAAACAAGUGGGUUGUUUCAACCCUGACAUAUGUGUCAUUUGAUUGUCCCUCCAAAUAACAUGCUACACGUAUGUCAAAUUGCAAGCUCACAUGUAGUAUUUCCAAGACAAGGGCGUAUAAAGAGAAGAGGAGAAGAGGGCAUGCAACUCCUGUGUAUGCCUCAUAUUAUAUACUCAUUUAAUCUAUUGAGUACAGUCAAAAGCUUCUUAUAGGGCGGAAUUGAUUUUACAAUUCCGAUGAUUCACUGUUAGGACCAUUAAUGACCAUGUACAAUCGUGGCGAACACUUUGGCUGCACGUACAUCAAUUUUCAGUUCUUAGCUUGUUUAAAAGUUCUGCAGUCAGCCGUUUAAGCAGUUUGACACAUGUGUAACACGCUAUACACGCAUGCUAUAAAUGGCACAUCUCUUUUUACAGUAUAUGUGUUAAUAUAGUAUAGAGCUGGUGGUUGGGGCAUGUCCCAACAGACUUCACUUUGAUGUACGAACAGCCCAUAUUAAGCUCUUGGCUAGAUUUUUUUCCGCGCGACUAGCUUCUCUACCUUGGCUAACUCAUUGAAGAAGAGGAAUGUCUACGAACUGUCUGUUUAGUACGGACCAUGUAGUGUGACAAAUUGACAGACUUUAGGUUAGCUGCUUGCGUACAUCAUUUUAACUCCCUAAAUGGGUGAUUUCAAUUAUUUUUCAACAGGUUAUGCCCCUCCUCUUCUUGGACUGAUUCGUUGACCACGACAAUUAUGUGCUUUUUGUAACAGUAUUAUAAGACAUGUGUGUUGUUUCCCAAUAACUUUGUUGAUCUGUGAUGGUGACUCUCUGGUACUCAAAUACACCUGUAACGUGAGAGCAGACGCGGGGGGUGGUGGGUUAGAUCUAAUUAGUGGUUGCUCAGGGGAUUCAGUACAUAAAACUACACAAUUCGUUUAAGAGUCUCGAACCCAAACACGUACAGUACUUUUGUGCAAGGUGUGGUGGUUUGUUACGGCCGAAAGUGACCGAAAGUGCUUGCCUGAGCUCACAUCACUAAGGACCUCUGCGGUCUGCUGCUUGGUCUUGUUUGGCCUUCAGAUGCCCAUGCGCAGAAAUGACUUGUGAGCUAUAAAUUAACCUUUGUUUACACUAAAAGUUUAGUAAUUACUUCUAUUUGUACCACUAGAAAAACGAACUACUUUAGACGGUGGAAUGGGAGUAAGUUUUCACUUCCAGUGUGAUUGUGGAGUAAAAGAAAUUACUUUCAGGUUUGGAAGGCUUGAUUUGUCUCAGGAUUAAAGAGUAUAGUGUCCGCUAUGUUCUCUCAUCUGUGGAUUACUUCAGUAAAGAACACCUUCCCUACGCUAUCACUGCUUUGUUUGUUUUGAUCUUGGUGAUUAUCUUUCCACUUGUAUUUCUUGUCAUCUAUCCAAUGCGUUGGUUUCAACGAGUUCUGAACAAGUUUAAAAUUCAGCGUCAACACGUUGAUAUGUUUGUUUACUGUUAUCAAGGUUCAUGACCACGCCCAGCUACUUUCGGCCUUCAUAUCUAGAGAACCAAGCAAGGCACUGGAAAUCCAAGACCACCACUAGAGAGCACUAAUCAAGAUCUAUCAUCAGAUAUAUUAAAAACAUCUGCCGUAAUCGGAUCGCUAGCUAUACCUUAAUUAAGGAGUGAUCACCAAUACCACACAACUACACUACACUAUAUAAAAUAAUACUUCUAUAUAAAUAAAUAGUCAGCACUUGGCUUUCCUUGCCUUCCUCAAGGCGGCAGCAGGUAGCACCAUCGGGUAUGUCUAAAACCGUCUUGCAAUGCGCAUGUGUAUAUAGUGUGCCGCGCUUGCGCAUGCGCACCAAGUCCAAGGUAUAAUUAUCUCUAGCAAGGAUCUAGGACACGUGGAUCUAGGACAUGGAUGACCUGAAAAAGCUAUCUGCUGCGGUUGGACUACCUCCAUCGCUGGAGCUGCGCACAGUGGACGGGAUGGGUCGAGGAGUGUUUACUAAAGAGUCUAUAUCUGCUGGGGACACUAUAUUCAGUGAACUACCUAUAGCACAUUGCAGUGUGGAGGAGACUAGAGGCACUAUCUGUGAGCACUGUUUCAACAGAUCAGAGUCACUGAAGAAGUGCAGCCGAUGCAAGUUUGUUUAUUAUUGCAACUCUGACUGCCAGCGUUUGGAUUGGCUGCUACACAAGACAGAGUGUAAGGGUGUGAAAGGUGAGAAGGCUACACCGUUUGUAAGACUAGCUCUCCGAGCACUGACAAGGGACAUUCAACACCUCUGCUCACUUCCUGUUCACUGGUUCACUGGCAGAGACAGAAUGAUUGAACAGCAUUUGAUAGCUCACACUGCUCAGCUCUGUGACUAUCCUCCGCAUGUCAUCCAUCAGCUCUUCCGGAGGUUGUUCUGUAAUCAAUUCUCAAUUACGGGUGUGAACAACAUAUCUUCAGCUGGUGUGGCCUUGUACUCUGCCCCCUCUCUGCUCAACCAUUCCUGUCGUCCCAACACUCUUCCCUUGUUUAUUGGACGACAACUAGUCCUCAAGGCUGUCAGGGAUAUAGGUCCUGAUGAGCAACUGUUCAUUACCUACACUGAUACACUGCAAUUGCUGAGUGAGCGACAAACUGAGCUACAGAGUACAUACAACUUCACCUGUGCCUGUGAGAGAUGCUUAGAGGACAUCAGCAAAUCCCCCAGAUGCUCUGACCGAUUGCUCUUAAUGGGUGCCAAUGGAAGGGAAAUCUCCUCCUUGUUAAGACAGGAUAUGGAGACAGAGCUGACAGAGUUGAAGGGGUUGAAUGAACAUGGAGAUAUCCUGCUAUAUACUGUAGUUCUUAGUAUAACCAUCAGUGUGUAUUGUGUGUGUAUGCUCCCUAACAGUUUGUGUGUACAGUGGCAGAAAGUGUAUGACAAAGGCAGAGCUCUAUACGCGAGCCAUUCGACACGACUAUCCCAUGAUAAUAUUCUGAGUAUGUGUCUUAUGGACCAUCUGAUCGAUGCCAGUAAUCACUUGUGUCUCUGGGAGGAGUCGCUCAAGUACAGCAUCCAAUUAUUGGAACCAUCUCUCCGUCACUAUGGGCUCCUUCAUCCUUCGAGUGUAUCCCGGCUACUGAUAAUUGGCGAGUUGAGACUAUGUUUAGAAACUACUGACCAACUGAUCCUAUCACUAAACGACCUCACGAAGGCUAAGACAGCAGCUGAGAGACUGUAUGGAGCUGACCACUGCAUCACUAUGGCAGCAACCACCAUGCUGACCGAAUCUCAACUUAAACUAGCUCGCAGACAAAAAUAAAUUUAUUUCAUUGUUAAUUGAUUUUGCUGUAGACUUUCUACGAUAUAAUAACAAUUAUUAAAAGUGUUUGUAACAGUACUUGUGACACAGCUGUGUACAGUAAUGGAAUUGAUCUACAUGUAAACUUAGCCAACAUGAAUUGACCAUUUAUACCUCAACAA
Molecule: messenger RNA, 3446 nt
Organism: Halichondria panicea
Lineage: Eukaryota; Metazoa; Porifera; Demospongiae; Suberitida; Halichondriidae
Product: histone-lysine N-methyltransferase SMYD3-like
Exons: 9
Coding region: 1903-3285 (460 amino acids)
Cellular component (GO): nucleus
Molecular function (GO): protein binding
Source: RefSeq, a predicted model, not a curated record